AGGAGGAGAGAAUGUAUGGUGAAAGGCUUGCGCUUCCUUGCUUCUAUCCAGGGCCUUUGUGAAUAAACCAUGGGAUGUAUUGGCUCUCGAACCCUGACAACAGAUGGAGUUCCCGUGCAGAAGGAUGGGGAACAGCAUGGCCGAACAGACUUUUCAUGGGAUGGAAUCAAUUUGUCCAUGGAGGACACAACCUCAAUCCUCCCUCGGCUGAAGAAGCGGAACUCCGACGCCUAUGGAAUCGGCGCUCUGGCUAAGUCCUCUCUGACAGGUGUGUCAGGAGUGUCUCGCUCUAUGAAGGACAAGGUGACAAAGCCGACAGCGAUGGCCCAGGGGCGUGUGGCCCACAUGAUUGAGUGGCAGAACUGGGGCAUGCAGACGGUGGGCGUGGGGGGCAGUGGAACGGGACGUACCUCCAGUCUGCACCUCCAACAAGAGCGCAAGCUGGAGAAUGACGCAUACAGCGACCUCAGUGACGGAGAGAAGGAGGCUCGCUUCACUGCAGGUGUGCUUCAGCAGUUUGCGAUCUCUGAGGCGACGCUGCUGGCCUGGAGCUCUAUGGACGGCGAGAGCACAAGCGUUGGAUCUAAUCAGGGAAGCAUAGCCCACCUGAGCGAGGCCAACCAGGAAAGCAUCUCCAGCCGAGACCAGAUAAUGCACCAUUCUUCUGCAGAGGUGUGGCCUCACAAUUACAUCUCCCAGGGUCUUUAUUGCCUUUCUUCCUCUGAUGCUUGGGAGCCAAUUAGUAAUGAACAGUCAGGUGUGGCCUCUCCUGCCACCGGUUCAUAUGUCAUGGCUGUCGGGACUGAGGGAGGAUAUGACCCAAAUUCAGCAGCUCACUUCCUGUCACAACAGCAACAGCAGCAGCAGUAUCAGAACCAGUUUCAGCAGAUCCAGCACCUGCACCAGAUCCAUCAAUACCAGCAGCAACAGCUCCUGCAGUAUCAACAACAGCAACAGAUCUUGGAGCAAAGACUACAGAGUGCCACUCAGUCUUUACAAGCUACUCCCAACAGCACCAUCCACAGCCUGCCUCCCCUCACUCACCCGCCAUUAGUGGAUCUGUGGGGGGCAGCGCAGACAGAGGCCUAUCAGGCAGACAUGGUGGGCUACAUGGGUAUGCCUGUAGCAGUAGAUGGAAAUCUAACAGCCCCCUCAGAGGAGGUGACGACAGAUCACUCACCUUUACUGGAAGCCCAGGAGGAGGAAGAGAUCAAAGAGGAAGAGGUAACGUUAUGUAUGGAACCAGAACCAGUAACAUUAAUUCCAUCUCCAGUAACGCAGGAAGUGACCUCGACGGGAGGAAGCAGUCCAGGCCAAGCCCCUGGAGAAUUCAGCACAGAGCGCAAGGCGUUUGAUGUCUCACCAUCUGUAAUUGAAGAGCUUGAGGAAAAGGAGGAGUCAGAAUCAUCAUCUGUAGACGUCACGGCAACCAACUAAGUGGCCGGCAUGAGACUUAAGCUGGUUAGACAUUUCAAUCAGCUUAAUCAAACAAUACCAACUCCUAUUUCAGGAAUCAAACACCAUUGUGAUGGAAUUCAAGUGACUGCUCGAACCCAAAAUGGAAAAGCAGAACUGAAAGUUACUGCACUGCUUACGUGAACACUAUGAUACUUUUUUGUAAGCCUUAUAUUAUGGAUGUCUGAAAAAGGAAGGCACAGAAUGGGAAUGAGAAAUCCUUGGAACUGGGAGAGGAGAGAUGGAGGAAUACUCACCGUGUUUGGAAUGGAGUGAUAGAGUUGGAGGUAUGUAAUUCAGGACGAUGAAUUUGAAGAACAUUCGCUUAAAUAUGUGCAUGCUUUUACAAGGAGUGUUGGCACUCGUUAUUCAAAAUAAAGAAACUAUAGUUAAUAAACCAUAAUGAUUAUAAUAAUACUAUUAUUUUCUAAGAAAACAACAACAAAAAAUAAAUAUACAAUUGUAAAAUAGACAGUAAACACAAGCUUUUUCAACCCAUGCCCUUCAGAACAUCAGUUCCCACAAAGACACAUCAUAAGAGAUCACAUACACUCAAUACAACACAAAUUCCCUCUUUUCCUCUUCAGUUUUCGCUCUGUAUACUUCCAAACACACCCCUUUAUAUGUAAAAGACUGGAUUUGGC
Messenger RNA from Sinocyclocheilus grahami, 2099 nucleotides. Its product is annotated as protein FAM131B-like. The record is from RefSeq and is a predicted model, not a curated record. Lineage: Eukaryota; Metazoa; Chordata; Actinopteri; Cypriniformes; Cyprinidae. Bases 70 to 1437 code for a protein of 455 amino acids. The transcript is spliced from 9 exons.